AUGCGUCAAAAUACCAUUGAUACGCCCAUACCUAAAUACAAUUUGAUCGAGAAAUGCCACCGUUCCACGCUUGGCAUAGCUGCCAAGGCGAACUUCACUUCUCUGAUUAGUUGCCAAAGACUUGGCAUAGAGAAGAAGGCCCUGGCUUUGAACUUCAGCCCUGAAAUGGCUUUGAGGAGCGGUGAACCUUUGGAAUAUACGUGUGAAGUGCUGAAAUGCGCUGAAGCUGAAGGCGGCUUGUCUUUGACUAAUGAUACGAGAUAUGAUUACUACAGCAUAUACGGGAAACCAUUGCCAAAUGUGAACUCCACCUGUGUUCCGGCCGCUGGCAUGUUCUUCUUGUUACUCAAAAAGCGGAACUUCACCCAAGUCCAGGCUAGCUGCAAGGAAAUCAACGGAGUGUUGGCCGACGUGAGCAGCGAGCAGCGUACCGACGCGUUGGGCCAGCUGCUGACCAGCGCUGGCAUCUCCGCAGCAUAUGUUGGCAUGUGGAGCAAGAACGACAGCGUCUUCUAUAGCAAUAACGAUGCAUUAGACUGCACUACAUAUCGCGCCUGGGCACCCGGUUUUCCUCGCAGAAGCACAAAUAUGUCAUGUGUAGUCCUUACUAACUCCCGUAUGUGGAAAACAGUUUCCUGCAAUGUUCGUUAUGAAGCGCUUUGUGAGUUGAUACCUGGGGGACCAUACAAAAGAGGAUCUAUAUUUCCUACAAAACCACGAAAUGGUUAGAAACAUAUUUGCUAUUAUUUUGCUUUCAGGCGUUAUUAAUUUAUUGUACGUACUUAAUCAAAUUUUUGGAAAAUUGAAUACUACUUUUUUGAAAGAUGGGUAACAUACCAAUAAAAAC
This is a messenger RNA of Bicyclus anynana (squinting bush brown), 847 nucleotides long. RefSeq lists its product as uncharacterized. The transcript has 3 exons. The record is from RefSeq and is a predicted model, not a curated record. Lineage: Eukaryota; Metazoa; Arthropoda; Insecta; Lepidoptera; Nymphalidae. The coding region runs from base 1 to 729 and encodes 242 amino acids.